UCCCAAAACGAACCGUUUCCCUCCUACGCCUACUUUUCUUUACUUCUUCUAUUCAACAUUUCUUCUCUUCUAAGUUCGAACUUCGAUUCCUCUCCCAUUAAUUAUUACUUUUCUCGGUUUGGUUUGGUAUCUACCAUUAUAUUCUAAGGAACCAAAGUAAUUGUUUAACCAUAGAGCUUAUCUUAUCUGAGAAGCACGUGAUUAUUUCAAAGCAACUCAAGUUUUCUGUAUCCAUAGGUUACUUAUUAGUUGGGUUGUGAAAAAAUGAAUGAGAUCAUGAGAAAUGCAAGUGGGAGCUCUAGUUCAAGUUUGAACAGCAGCAUUCAGGAUACAGAGGAUGAUCAAACUAUUGCAAACAUAUUAGCAGAAGAGGAAAAUCACAAUUCAAACAACAUGCUUGGGAAACGACUUUCCCAUUUGGAUUCAAUUCCGCACACUCCCCGUAUUAAUGGAGAGAUUCCUGAUGUCAAUGAUGCAACACUAGACCAUGAGAGGCUGUCCGAAAGGUUAGCUACAUAUGGUUUGGCAGAACUACAGAUGGAGGGUGAUGGGAAUUGCCAGUUUCGAGCUUUAGCAGAUCAGUUGUUCCGCAAUCCUGAUUACCACAAGCAUGUAAGGAGGCAGGUUAUCAAGCAGCUAAAGCAUCACAAAAAGUUAUACGAAGGUCAUGUACCAAUGAAGUACAAAAGCUACCUGAAGAAGAUGAAAAAAUCAGGGGAGUGGGGAGAUCAUGUUACUCUACAAGCAGCUGCAGACCGCUUUGACGCCAAAAUUUGUUUAGUCACCUCUUUCAGAGACACUUGCUAUAUUGAGAUCCUUCCAACUGACAAAAGUCCCACUAGAGAGCUAUGGCUAAGCUUUUGGAGUGAAGUGCACUAUAACUCAUUGUACUCAAGCGGAGAUGUUCCUUCUAGAGUACCGAGAAAAAAGUAUUGGCUCUUCUAGGCAGAUUGCAGAUUAUGAAAUCAUACGAAGAACUGACUUUAUAAUGGGUAAAAAGUUUCUUUUACCAACUUAUUGUCGUUUUACAUUAUGAGCUCAAGUCAGUCACUAGUCCCUGUCCCCUUCAGGAGCAAACAACAGUUUAUGCACAAUAUUAAGCAAUUAGCAUCCUUGUACAGAUAUAGAUAACAUAAUUUAUGUUUAGCUAAACUCCCAGUGAAUUUAUCUAAACUCUCAUUGUACAGCUCUGGUUUUCU
Molecule: messenger RNA, 1199 nt
Organism: Gastrolobium bilobum
Lineage: Eukaryota; Viridiplantae; Streptophyta; Magnoliopsida; Fabales; Fabaceae
Product: OVARIAN TUMOR DOMAIN-containing deubiquitinating enzyme 11
Exons: 10
Coding region: 265-945 (226 amino acids)
Biological process (GO): protein deubiquitination
Molecular function (GO): cysteine-type deubiquitinase activity
Source: RefSeq, a predicted model, not a curated record